AAUCAUUCAGUUUAUCAACAAGAAUGUGUGUCUGUAUCGUAUUGAAAGCCGAAGAAAAAUCUACAAAAAGGGCCCUAGAAUAACACCUCAGUUUGUCUGUAUGUUGAGCUAUCUCGUGUACUAAUGUCAGUACAGCGUCCGUAACUGAUUUCUUUGGUUGGUAUAUAGGCUAACUGAUGUAACAGGGGAAACUACUGGGAGGAUGAGUUUCAUUAAGAUCCUCUCAAAGCAUUCCAUCACGAUCGAUGUUAAGGCAACGGGUCGGUAGUCAUUUAGUUCAGACGCUUUGUUGGUUUGGGAACUGGAAUAACUUGCUUUCCUUCAACAACUAACCUUGUAGAAGUAUCCAUAAAAAUUGAUAUUUACUCAGUCUACUCCAUUGACCUUUUGAAGUGCCUUUACGGAUGAUUAUUUUCAAUCGCCAUGGUCAGUGAUCAUCAGCCCGAAACUCUUUAUAAAUACGCCUAUUUAAUAUCGUGCACUGAUAUCAAAGGUUAGAAUUUCGCCUGAUCGAACAAAACAACCGGACUCCUUAGUUAGUAUCGUUUUGGUAUCUCAUUGAAAAUCGAAGGUGGUGACAGUUAUCAAAAUGGCGCCAAGAACGCGUUCCAGUCGAGAACGGAUUGAUGAUGACGACACACCAUCAGAUCCAUAUCGUCAUAUCGUGUUGUUGGUAACAUUUCUCUUCCUGUUUCUUGAAGCUGGUAUUACCAAAGCGUUUGGAGUUCUACUCACACCCAUGGUUUUCCAGCUAGACAGCAAUUUUGCAACUGUUGCCGUCAUAUUUUCUUUACCGUGGACAGUGGCACACAUUGGCGCGGUAGUUGUGAAGCCACUGGCCAGCAAUAUUGGUCUAACCAAGAUUUCAACAGCUGGGGGGUUGAUAGCUGCAGUUGCCAUAACAACGUCAUCCUUCGCACAUACAACCUCGGCUCUAGGAAGCCUCUUCUUUCUAUUCGGUAAAAACAUAAUCCCUCAAAAUCAUAGAUCAAAUCUAAUAGAAAAUAUAACCACUUGCGAUGACAAAGCGAAUUCUGAAGUUGUUUCUAUCCUUUAUUAUCCAAUGCUAAUUUUGUCUAUUCUUUUGCAGGUAUUGGUCAGUGUAUGAUAUUAGUUCCAGCAAUCAUCUGUUUACAUGGUCACUUUAAAGGAGAUUUUGCAUUCGCCAGCUCCUUUGUCUUUAUGGGUUCCCUGACAGGAAUUCUCAUCUUGCCCAUCCUAACUAAUGUCUUGCUCGAAGCCUACGGACCACACCAAGCCCUUCUCUGCUUAGGUGGCCUUUGCCUUAACAUGUUACCAUUCGGUCUUGUCUUAAAAUUGCCAGAGGAAAGGCAAAAGAGACCACCUGCGCCAGCAUGUGAACAUCUCUUGGAGGUCAUGGGUACCGAUUCUUUAACUAACAAAGAUUUUGCUCUGGAUAAAAAUGUAAAUCAAACCAGCCAGUGUCACAAUCUGCCUCAAAACACUGAAUAUUCCUCCAUCCUCAAAAAUAAGAGCACAGAUGCAAAUGCUGACAUCGAUCGGUAUCUCGUCGGCAUACGAAGACGAUUCUUGGGACUGCUGUCAGAUCUAAAGACAUUCCUUCAAGAAGCAAAGUUUUUCAUGGCUUUCAUUUUGCCAUGCGACACCCUGGCUGCAUUUACUCUCAUAAGCUGGACUAUUUUCAUCGUACCCUUUGCAAUCUCUGUCGGAAUCCCUGAAUCCAAAGCAGUCUUCGUGGGAACUAUGGGAGGUGUCGGAGGCCUGGUUGCGAGAAUGUUGAGCACUGUCAUCUUGUAUUUUCAUCCGACCUGGGUGUCUGGUCAAUAUAUUCUGUUUUGCUCUUUGACAUCUCUGAUGUUCUUCAUUCAGCCCUUGGGGACGGCUUACUCCUACAUCCUUGUCUGUUCCUUCUUCUUGGGCUUCGGUCUUUAUGGCAGUGUCUGUCUAAUUGAAGCAUUGAUUGCCAACGUCGUCAAGAAAGAUGUGUUUCCCGCCGCGAUUUCUAUCUCGUAUCUUUGCAAAGGCGUCAGUGCAGUCCUAACUGCUUACAUUACUGGAUCGCUGUACGAUCUGACGCAAUCCAUUGAGAUACAAUUUUAUAUUCUCGGCGUCUUGCAGGCGAUCAGUGUCGGCAUCUUUAUAUCGCUUCUCGUCAUCAAGAAGCGAUCAGGAAGUACCCGAAGCAGAGAAUUAUAA
Molecule: messenger RNA, 2178 nt
Organism: Lytechinus variegatus (green sea urchin)
Lineage: Eukaryota; Metazoa; Echinodermata; Echinoidea; Temnopleuroida; Toxopneustidae
Product: monocarboxylate transporter 14-like
Exons: 3
Coding region: 1105-2178 (357 amino acids)
Biological process (GO): transmembrane transport
Molecular function (GO): monocarboxylic acid transmembrane transporter activity
Source: RefSeq, a predicted model, not a curated record